AUGCCACUCAAACCCAUUUCGUUUAAAUGGUCGGAAACAUCUGUUCGACUGGUACCAAACCUAUUCAUGUACGGACGAGAUAAUAUUAACAAACCUUUAUCGCGGGCAUCACAGAUGGCCGAACGAAUUCACCAACAAACACCAAGUUCAACUAAUUAUCAACAAAAACGUUACUUUAGUUACUAUUAUUAUCAAUUUCCUAAGAUUCCAAGACCAAAGAGAAAUAUGUUGUAUUAUUCCACUUGGUCGAGAAACCCAGUUACCAAUGGCACCAAUACCAACAAAUCAAGCAAACGUCAUAUGUUGCCAUUUGGCAAUUUCAAGAUUUCGAAAAGACUGUUUGCCAAUGCCAAUCAAAAAUUGAAAACGAAAUUCAAAAAAUUGAAAAUGGGUAAAGAGCGUCGUCGCUUUAUUAGAUGGUGGACGGUAACUUCAUUGACCAUAGUAUUGGGUGGAGUGUACGCAAAAAUAAAGUAUGAAAGGGGUGACCACGAAGAAAACCCAUACAAGAUUAGACCUCAAUCCUGGCACUUGUAUGCUUACUCAACAUUACCAUUGAAGACUAUAUCUCGAUUAUGGGGUCAAGUCAACUCGAUCAACUUACCUGUUUGGAUUAGAAGUCCUUCGUACAGAGUGUAUUCUGCCAUUUUUGGUGUUAACUUGGAUGAAAUGGAGAAUCCCGAUUUGAGCAGUUACAAGAACUUAUCAGAGUUUUUUUAUAGAGAUAUUAAACCAGAUGCCAGACCAAUUGCUGAUGGUGAUUUAGUGUCUCCCGCAGAUGGGAAAGUAUUAAAGUUUGGUGUUGUUGAGAAUGGUGAAAUUGAACAAGUCAAGGGAAUGACUUAUUCAAUCGAUGCAUUGUUGGGAAUAGACACUGGUAAAUUAGCAGCACCCACCCACUCAUUGAGUUUUGAUUAUAAUAGUGAUGACGAAACGAUAGUAAAACGUGACGAAGAAUUUGCUAAAAUUAACGGUAUUUCCUACUCGAUGGAUGAUCUUGUUGGUGGGAAUUCGAAAACGACCUACCACAUGAAUGAGUUGACAUACAAAGAUGAGCAUGAUGGGACUGCUGCAGGUGAAAGGGCAUCAUUUUCCAAAGAGUUACGAGUUGCAGAAGAAUUAACCCCAAAUCCUGUUGAAUACUUUCGCAAGAAAAAUUUGUAUUUUGCAGUGAUAUACCUAGCCCCAGGUGAUUAUCAUCAUUUUCAUUCACCUACUAGUUGGGUGACUACACUCAGACGUCAUUUUAUUGGAGAAUUAUUUUCGGUUGCUCCAUUUUUCCAAAAAACCCUCCAAGGAUUAUUUGUUUUAAAUGAAAGAGUGGCAUUGUUAGGAUAUUGGAAGUAUGGGUUUUUUUCAAUGGUUCCUGUUGGUGCCACCAACGUUGGUAGUAUUGUGGUCAAUUUUGACAAAGAUUUAAAAACCAAUGAUAUUUAUGAGCAUGAAGUUUAUUCUUCCGCCUCUUCAGUAAAUGAAAAUACACCACUAUUGGAUCAAAAAGACUAUUCUGCUAAUGAUAUUUUGACAUUUACCAACAGUGAAUAUGAGGACAAAAAACGCAAGAAAUUAAGAAAAAACACCGUUUACGAGGCAACAUAUACAAAUGCCAGUAGAUUGUUAGGCGGGUAUCCAUUAAGCAAGGGUCAAGAUAUUGGUGGCUUCAAAUUGGGUUCUACUGUUGUUUUAGUAUUUGAAGCCCCUGAGAAUUUUAAAUUCAAUUUGAAAGUAGGUGAGAAGGUUAAAGUGGGUCAAUCAUUAGGUGGGUUCGUAUAG
Candida dubliniensis CD36 is the source of this 1773-nucleotide messenger RNA. RefSeq names its product phosphatidylserine decarboxylase 1 (gene PSD1). Bases 1 to 1773 code for a protein of 590 amino acids. The record is from RefSeq and is a predicted model, not a curated record. The transcript has a single exon. Gene Ontology annotation, cellular component: mitochondrion. Lineage: Eukaryota; Fungi; Ascomycota; Pichiomycetes; Serinales; Debaryomycetaceae. Gene Ontology annotation, molecular function: phosphatidylserine decarboxylase activity. Gene Ontology annotation, biological process: phosphatidylethanolamine biosynthetic process.